Molecule: messenger RNA, 2471 nt
Organism: Oenanthe melanoleuca
Lineage: Eukaryota; Metazoa; Chordata; Aves; Passeriformes; Muscicapidae
Gene: ADAT1
Product: adenosine deaminase tRNA specific 1
Exons: 10
Coding region: 142-1647 (501 amino acids)
Biological process (GO): RNA processing
Molecular function (GO): adenosine deaminase activity; RNA binding
Source: RefSeq, a predicted model, not a curated record
CAGCUGCGCGUGCGCGACCUCUGGCAGGGGCUGUGUGGGCGCCGCGGGCCCGGAAGCUCGGCGGCUCGGCUGCCGCCGCCCGCGCUGACUAGGAGCAGCGGCGCCGGUGUCCCGGCGGAACCUGCACUUGAAUCGAGAGCCAUGUGGUCAGCUGAUGAAAUCGCUGGGUUAUGCUACCUGCAUUAUAAGACCAGACUUCCUAAGCAGGGGAAACCAGAUCCAAACAGGGAAUGGACUUCCCUGGCAGCUGUUGUCAAAGUGGAAUCUGGAGCCCAAAGAGGGGCUCUUGAUAGUCCAGGAAACUUUCAGGUAAGUAAGGAAGUUGUUGCUAUGGGAACUGGAACAAAAUGUAUUGGCCAAAACACAAUGCGAAAAACUGGAGACAUUCUGAAUGACAGCCAUGCUGAAGUUGUGGCCAAGAGGAGCUUCCAGAGGUAUCUUCUCCAUCAGUUGUGGCUUGCAGCUUCCCAUCAGCAAUGUAUCUUUAGCCCAGGAACUGAAACUGGGAAAUGGAAACUCAAACCAAAUAUUAUAUUUAUUUUCUUCUCCAGUCAUACCCCAUGUGGAGAUGCUUCUAUUUUUCCAAUCAGUGAACCAGAGAACCAGCUUUCUAAGCCAGUGACUGGAGGUCAUGCAGCUGGACAAUCAGCAGAAUGUAGAAGAAACCAUAAUCACUUGUGUCCAGAAGAUAAAAGGAAAUCAGAGAAGAUGGCAAGUAAUCAUAUAAUCAAGAGAAUGAAAACUGAUGAUGGUGAUUGUUUUUCCAUAAUCACUGAAGACCUGGCCGUUCAGCAUGAAUCUGUGAAACGAGAAGACAACACAAAUCAAAAGAGCUGUGAAUGUUCUGCAGAGAUGCAAGCCACUAAUAAGGAUACUGGCUUAGUGAGACCAAAGGUAGUAGAUGUUCACAGAACCGGAGCAAAAUGUGUUCCUGGAGAGCUGGAUGAUGCCCGAAUACCUGGACUGGGAUACCACUGUGUGGGAUUAUUACGGGUGAAGCCAGGUCGAGGAGACAGAACAUGCUCUAUGUCCUGCAGUGAUAAACUGGCUCGCUGGAAUGUGUUAGGGUGUCAAGGAGCUCUUCUGAUGCAUUUUCUGCAGUAUCCGGUGUAUCUGUCAGCAGUUAUAGUGGGGAAGUGUCCAUAUAGCCAAGAAGCUAUGCGGAGAGCAGUUAUUGAAAGGUGUCAGCACAUCUCACCUUUACCAGAUGGUUUUCUCACUCAGGAGGUUAAGCUGCUGCAAUCAGAACUUCAAUUUGAACAUAGCCGUCAAUCAGUUCAGCGAGUUCAAACUAACAGCAAAACAAAACUUGUUCCUUGUAGUGCAGCUAUCAGUUGGAGUGCAGUCCCUGAGCAACCUCUGGAUGUCACGUCAGACGGCUUCCGCCAGGGAACAACCAAGAAGUGGAUUGGGAGCCAUCAGAGCAGAUCCAAAAUCUGUAAAGUGGAACUCUUCCAUAAAUUCCAAAAGCUGUUGACAAGUAUUUCACAAGAGGAUCUACCAGAGACUCUACGGAUGAAGACACUAAAAACCUACUGGGACUACAAGCAAGCUGCAUUAAAUUAUCAAGAAGCCUGGAGAGUGCUACGUAGCCAAGCUCUGCUGGGUUGGAUCAAGAAUUCCAAGGAAUACCUGCACUUCACAUGACAAUCCAUGGGAUUCUGUGAAUCCAGUAAUAAGCUGUGGUCCACAGCAGAUACCUCUGCAGUUCAAGGGCCCUCUAAUUUAUGUGCUGUAAAGAGACAAGACUGAAAAGGAAAACAAUUUAGAGAAUACUUUUAUUUUUAUUGAGUUGAAGCCCCCAUUUUAUUGAAAUGUAGAAAAGGAUCGUUGCUGGCUUAAAAUUUUGAGCUGCGUGAAACAAUAUGCCUCCAAAAGAAAGGAAGCAGUGAUGUGCUAUCCUAGUAUCUGAGGAUAUGAUCUAUCAGCCAUAGUCAUUGCAGCGAAAAUAAUGUCAACUGAAAUUGAAGCAGUACUAUGGAAAGUUUUAGUGCUGCUUUUUUCUUCCACUUCUUAUAAUUUUGUGGUUGUUGCUGGGACAACCUUCAUGUAUAGUAAGUAAUACUUUUGUAACUCUGAGCUCUUCUUGUCUGGUAGAAUUUUCUGUGUUCCCCAGCCCCUUUGCUUCUAACUGGAAAAACUAGUUCUGUAAAGUGCCUUUUUUUUUUUUCUGGGAAUUCUUCAUAUAUGCUGCUAUUUACUAAACAUAGCCACAGAUAUCACCACAGUAGAAGCAAAUUAUAUCCUUAUGAUAUCCUGUGCAUCUUAGUUUCAGUAUGUUGCCAGAUAAUCUUUAAACUGCUUUGCUUCUGUAGGCAGGAAAGAAAAUUCCUGAACGAUUUGGUUCAAAUUGGCCAAUCCUGUGCAAUUACAGGCAAACGUUUACCUGUUUUUCAGUGUUUAGAGCUCUAUGUCCAUCUCCACACCCCCCUGUGGAAAAUGGUGAGUUAAAAGCAGAAAUGCCUCAGCCA